GCGGGUAGCGGCCGCUGCUCCGGCUGACCGCGCGGGGAGUCCCCGUCUCUCCGCUCGCGGCGCGCUCGCCUCGCUCCCCGCCGUUCGGAUCCGUUUCCCUUCUCCGGAGCACAGGCCGCGAUAUAUUUUUGCCAUCAUGGAUCGGUUCGGAGAUUUAUCAGAUGGUGAAGUGGAUCAUUCUUUCUUUGACAGUGACUUUGAAGAAGCAAAAAAAUGCGACAGUAAUUCAGUUUUUAGCAAGCAAAAUGAUGAACAGAAAGAGAAAUUAGAAAAAGAUACAGACAGUGUAAACCUGAAAUUUGGAGUACAAAAAAAGGGAAAUUAUCUUACUGACAAAGGAAAUGAAAGAAAGGAGAAAACCCCUCUAGAAGAACACCCUGUGGAAAAUGAUAGCAUGCACACCAGAAAUUCUUCACCAUUGUCUACUUCUUCAAGAUCAAAAAAAUUGAAUGAUGCUACAAAAGAACACAAAAUACACUUGCCCGUACCAAACAGAAUUCCAAAAAUUGUAAAAGACGUUAAAGGUGAUUCCUGUACAGAUGAAGAGGAAAGCAGUGAUGAUGGUAAAAAGCAUCAUGGCCGUUCCAAGUCAGCUAAACCAUCGAAUAACUUUAAAAAAAGUGUAAGUAAAAAGUAUCCCAAAAGUAGCUCCUCUUCCUCUUUGUCGUCAUCAUCUUCAAGUUCAGAUUCAGAUUGUUCCAAUGCAGGGUCUGAUGCAUCUGAUUCUCCACUGUCAUUAAAGAAGCAUGUAUCUGGUAUAACCCACUUGUCUCCAAAACAGAAAUAUAAACCAGGGAUAAAAUCAACAGGAACACAACCUUCAAAUACUAAACCAAGAGCCAAUGACUUCAUGGAGGAAUCUGAAGACACAGUGACAGAUGUAACUCCUUUAUCAACUCCAGACAUCAGCCCUGUUCAGUCUUUUGAGCUGGGAGCAUCAAAUGACCAAAAAGUGAAAGUUAAGAAGCAAGAAAAUGUAAGUCAAGAAGUGUAUGGAAAUGUUGAGGAUUUAAAAAGUAAUUCAAAAUCUUUGAAAUCAGCCAAAAAAGGAAAAGAAAAACACGGACCCAAUCUCACAUCAAAAGCUGCAAUGUUAGAUUCCAAUUUAGACCAGAGAUAUAAACAAAAGGUCUUACAUGACACAAUGGACCUGAAUCAUCUUCUGAAAGCUUUUCUGCAAUUAGAUAAAAAGGGACCACAAAAACCUCACUUUGAUCAGCCUUCAGUUGCACCUAGGAGAAACUACUCUUUCACAAGAGAGGAAGUGAGGCAGAUUGAUCGGGAAAAUCAGAGGCUUUUGAAAGAACUGUCAAGACAGGCUGAUAAACCCGGGAACAAAAGUACAAUUCCUAGAAGAUCUGUUGGUCCUCCCCCCAAAUUAUAUCAUAGUGCUCUCAACAGACAAAGGGAACAGCAGAGAAUUGAAAGAGAAAAUUUGGCUUUAUUGAAAAGGCUUGAAGCUGUAAAACCAACAGUUGGAAUGAAACGAUCAGAACAACUGAUGGAUUAUCACCGCAAUAUGGGUUAUCUCAACUCAUUGCCGACCUCCAGACGCGUGAGGUCGACUCUUGGCCAGUAUAGCCCAUUAAGAGGAGCUUCCAGGACGUCCAGUGCUACCAGCGGUCUCAGUUGUAAGAGUGAACGGUUGGCCUUUGAUGCACCCAAUGGCCUGUUGCUAAGACCGAAGCCACCUAAUGUCCGUACGGCUUGGUUAUAAAGACUUUUUACUACAAAAAUUGUUUACCCAACUCUUACUGAAGUAAUAUACUCUUGUAUAUUACUAUAAUUCUCUGUGUAACCAUCUGUGAUACUAUUUUAAGCAAUUCAAAGUAUGCAACAAUGAGUUUUAAUUUAUUGUGAUUCAAUGCAAAAAAAAGUCUUUAAAUGACAAUGUAAAAUCAGUGUUUCCUGUGAGGAUAUGUGCUUAUGUGCAAUGUUUAUGUACUUAAUUGGAGAACUGGUAGUAUGCAUGUUUAUUUUCGCAACAUAAAUUAUUCAUUCAGCUGUUGUGUUGACAAAACCGUGUGACAGUAUCACUGCACAUUGACCCAAGACAUGGACUAUGUGGUUUCCAUUAUAUAUAUUUCUUUUCAUUUCUUUUAUACUUUAAACCACAAGCGUAACUCCUAGAUGUGACUGCUUUGUUUUCUAUUUGCUUCAGAAGUUAGGUAGUGUGACUCAUAACUUGAUGGUGAGAUAGUUACACUUUCUUAUUAUGAAAUGAAUCUUGGAAUUUGUUUUCAUUGGUGGAGCUGAUUGAUAUUUGAAGAGCAGAUUGAGAGAAGUUGGUCCUGGGGCAGUCCUUGUUAAUCACUUGAGGCCUCUACUAUCUCUGUAGAAGUGUGCCGAGUAAGAACUUAAAAUUUUCAUCAAUCAUUCCAAACCAUUUUAUUCUCUGAGGCUUAGAAAGUUCAAUGAGAUACUCAUUUUCUGUGUUUUUAUAAAUUCAAGUAAAACACUACUAUUGAUCUUGAGAAAAGAGGUGGGCAUUAGAGUUAGAAUCUACUGUGUUGUGACUAGUUUGCCCAAGGAGACCACAUGAUUAUAAGCAAAAACAAGUUAUUUGUUUAAUCAGAAAAAUUAUGCCACCUGUUAGAAGAACCAAGAAGGCAGAUGUUGAGUGUUUUAAGUAAAAGUAAACACAUCAGUGUUUUAAGUAAAGCUGUUGGCAAGUUGUUUUAUGGAGUAUUUACUGUAUUAGGUGAGAUGAUAAUUAUACUUAACAAUUCCAGUUAAUGUUUUCAAGGGCUGAAAAAGAAAACAAAUAUAUGAAUGAUAAAGGAAAGAAAUCUAUACAUUCGUUGAAACUUCUGCUUUAAAUGUCACCUAAUUGUCCUGUUUUAUUUUGGGCUUUGGGUUAAAUCCUAGACCUAUCUGUUAUUCCACCAGUUCCAGUUUUAAAGGUCUAGUGCAAUUGGUAAUAGCAAAUGUGAUGUUAUAGUUAACUUUUGAACACAGAGUAUUUUUCUGGACCAUUUUUAUAUUUUUUAAACAGCAGUGUGUCUCAGUCAUGGUUGUUCUGCUAUUGUUCAUUAUUGGUCUUUUCAGUGCAACCUUGACUGUGUUGGUAAGUUUCCCUAUCAAAUGCCAAAUCUUUCCUUUUUUAAUAAGAGUUUUUGAUUUGUAGCCCCAGUAGGGAGUCUGCUUUCUGUGUGGCCACAGGCUCUGUAGCCUAAGUGCUGCACUGACUUUUCUCAGCACCUUUGGCAGUGAGCCUAAGCUUCAUUUUCCUAAACAUCAUUUCAAAAUUUCUUGGUCUUAGUUUAUAAUGGUAGAUUUGUUUAGGAUAGAAUGUCAAGCAUGGGAGCAGCCACCCUUAAAAGAAUUCAGAUAAAUACAGCUUGUGAGAUUUUUUGCUUGCUUUAGGCUGUUGUGUUCAUUUGAUGUUAUUUAAUGCUCUCUUCUAAUGAACAAGUGUUUGCGUCAUUUAGUGCUCGGCUUUAUGGGUAAACUUAAGUAUACUAAAUGAAGUUCGUUGUUGUUUUAGCUUACUGCAACUUUUAAUUUUAUAUCACAGUUAUUUUUAAGGAGAAAGAACAUUGAAUUGCAAAGUUGGCAUCUGGACAUGUGCCCAGUAGUGAGCUGGCCAAUUUUAAAAAUUGCUGCUGUCAGAAAAUAUGUAUGAAACCUUUUAUGUUCACUAUGGCAUUAGGCUCUCAGAGGACAUGUUAUAUGGACUCUGCUGCUGCAUGUCAAGAUACAAUAUAUAAUUCUGUAGAUAAAGCUACAUUUAGGUACUGACUUAGUGCUUUUAGUUUUUGCUACUUUGAAAAGAGAAAUUUAAGUAUUAACUGAUUACAGGGUUUCAACUAAGUCAGGAAGAACAACAGUCUUUGCAGGCAGGCUUACAAUUCCCUUGUCAUGACUUAUAGAUGAUAAACAUAAUUGGAAGAGACAAGAGUUGAAAAGUGUGAUAUUCUCUGCCCUAAGCAAGGUACUUUGAAGUUGUUAUGGUUUAAGGACAUUUUCGAGAAAGAAUCGUAAGUUUACUAUUUUCACUUGCAAAAACAUAAAGUGAAGGAUGAUGUAGCAUUUUAUAUUUGGUUCACUUGUACCCACUACAUAUACUUUGAAGAUGUAUAUCACAGCUAGAAAUUAUAUUCUGAGUCUAAAAUUACUAGUCAAGGUUCUUUUUACAUCUUUGUCAAAAGUUACUGUCUCAUUUUUAAUAAGAUCAUCGAUGAAAGAUUAUAGAUUUUUCAAAUUAUUUUCUAAGGGGUAGCUUUAUCUCAUGCUUUCCCUACUUUCGUUUUCUAGUAGCCACAACAAAAUGCUUUCAUGACAUCUUUGUCAAAGAUUUUUUUCUGGUUUGCUUAUAAGUGUAGUGUAAUGACUUGUUUUCGACUCAUUAACCCAAACAUUCAAAAUGGAUAUAUAGACAGCUUUAAAAAGAGGUCAUUGUGAUGAAUAAUUUUGUGCUUCUCUUCAAAUUUUAUACUGCACAUGAUAAGUAUUGUGACCAAUGUAAAGUUGGAGACACAAGUUUAUUUCUUUAUUUUUCUAGUUAAAUUCAUAAAAUGUUAAAAUCUUAAAUGCCAAAGCCUUAACCUGUAAAUGUGUAUCAUCCUCCAAAGUGUAUUUAAUGCUAAUGGCUACUUUAUUUCUAUGAAUAAAGAUUAGUUUCAAACAAAAAUCAAUAUAAUUUUAAUUCCCCAAUUCAUUGGAAUGUAUUUAGGUAUAAAGAACUGCUUGGCAUAGUAAAGAAAUAAAAGAAUUAAAGUUAACUGAAUUGUGUUCUUAUGUCUGGGUCUCAAGUAC
Messenger RNA from Condylura cristata (star-nosed mole), 4758 nucleotides. It is a transcript of the gene CFAP97, whose product is annotated as cilia and flagella associated protein 97. Gene Ontology annotation, biological process: spermatogenesis. The record is from RefSeq and is a predicted model, not a curated record. NCBI's taxonomy places the organism in Eukaryota, Metazoa, Chordata, Mammalia, Eulipotyphla, Talpidae. The transcript is spliced from 5 exons. Bases 137 to 1717 code for a protein of 526 amino acids.